AUGGAACAACACUCCCUAUCUCGGUUGAUUGGAGCUCCUCCUGGAGGGGGACAGCUUACAGAAGCUGUACCAAGAAGACCUUACAAUGUUAUAUUGUUUGAUGAAGUUGAGAAGGCUCAUACUUCAGUUUUCAACACCUUCCAAAUUCUUGAUGAUGGUAGACUGACUGAAGACCAAGGACACUCAGCUGACUUCAACAAUUCAGUUAUCAUCAUGACCUCAAACCUUGGAGCUGAACACCUCCUCAUGGGAUUUGUCAGAAAAUGUACCAUGCAGACUUCAAGAGAGCGAGAGAGUGAUGCAAGAGGUAAAAAACACUUCAGGCUAGAGCUGCUUAAUCGACUUAUGAAAUUGCCGCCUUUGAUUCCCUUUCACAUGACCGAGGAAAGUUUCGGUGCUAGGCCAAUCAGGAGGUGGCUAGAGAAGAAGGUGGUGACAGAGUUGUCAAAGAUCCUUGUUAAAGAGGAGAUCGACGAGAACGCUACUAAUGAGGUGGCCUCUGUCAAGAGGAUGAAGAUAGCUGAGGUCCAUGAGGAUGAGAAGAUGGAGGAUUAA
Papaver somniferum (opium poppy) is the source of this 555-nucleotide messenger RNA. RefSeq names its product chaperone protein ClpB1-like. Gene Ontology annotation, biological process: cellular response to heat. Gene Ontology annotation, molecular function: ATP binding; ATP hydrolysis activity. The record is from RefSeq and is a predicted model, not a curated record. Gene Ontology annotation, cellular component: cytoplasm. The transcript is spliced from 5 exons. The coding region runs from base 1 to 555 and encodes 184 amino acids. NCBI's taxonomy places the organism in Eukaryota, Viridiplantae, Streptophyta, Magnoliopsida, Ranunculales, Papaveraceae.